Molecule: messenger RNA, 1940 nt
Organism: Camelina sativa (false flax)
Lineage: Eukaryota; Viridiplantae; Streptophyta; Magnoliopsida; Brassicales; Brassicaceae
Source: RefSeq, a predicted model, not a curated record
CUAUUGAAGUAGGGUUGAAGAAGGUAAGUUUGGCGAUGGAUGAUGAUGACAAGAUUGUUGAUGCUAAAGGGAAAACGGAUUCUUCUGAGUCUGAGAGCGAAACCUCAAACUCUUCCUCAAGCAGUUGUGCUAGUGGUAGCAGUGAGGAAGAGGAGAGUGAUGAAGAUGAGAGCGACCAAGAGGAAAAUAACAAGGAAAAGAAGUUUGAAGAUCACAUGGUCUUGGGGAAAGAGGAUGAUCUAGCAAGGGAACUUGAAGAGGGUGAGAUAGAGAAUUUAGGUGAGGAGUAUGGGGAUGACGAAAUUGAGGUUGUUGAAGAUGAUGAUGACGAUGAUGAUGAUGAUGAUGACGAUGAUGAAGUGAAUGAGAUGAUUGCUUGGAGCAAUGAUGAGGAUGAUGACUUCGGUUUGCAAACAAAAGAACCUAUAAGGUCAAAGAAUGAACUCAAGGAGCUUCCUCCAGUUCCAGCUGUGGAUGUCACUCUGGAACCGCAUCAUGCCACACUUCCUGUUGGAGUUGUUCUUUCGAUAAUGAGCACACAAGUAAUAGUUGAGGGAAUGGAAAAGCACAGUCCUUUGACUGAAGGUUCUAUCCUCUGGUUAACUGAAAAAAGAACCCCAUUGGGACUGGUGGAUGAGAUCUUUGGACCCGUAAAAUGCCCUUACUAUAUUGUGAGGUUCAAUUCAGAGAGCGAAGUGCCAGAGGGGAUUAGUCAAGGAACACCUGUCUCUUUUGUCGCAGAUUUCGCUCAACAUAUCCUUAAUAUCAAGGAACUGCAGAAGAAAGGUUACGAUGCAUCUGGGGAUAACGACGAGGAGAUACCAGACGAGCUAGAGUUCUCAGAUGAUGAAAAAGAAGCUGAAUACAAAAGAAUGCAGAAGAUGGAGAAGAGAGGGAUGAUGAAUGACCAAAAACCUGGUAAUACAAGAAACAAGAAGAAGAAAAACCGAGAUCUCGGAAGGCCUACAAACAAUUCCUCAGGAGAAUGGACAGAGAACCAGGGAGCUAGUUCUCUAACCUCAAGCCGUUCUGAUCCUCAGAUGGGUGGUCCGGUUCCAACUCUUCUUCCGCGUCCUCAAAUGGACGGUUUUCCUCCAAACAAUGCAGCAUGGAGGCCCCAAAGUAAUCAGCAGCACCCUUACCAGUUUCCUCCUAUACCUAAUCAGAUGGGAAUGCACAAUCUAGCCCCAAUGCAGAUACCUUUGAUGGCUAUGCAGAGUCAAAAUCAAAUGAUGUUCCAACCACAAUUCAAUGGUGGCCAGAUGCCAAUGCCAAUGCCAGGUGGACCUGGAGGCUUAAACUUCUUUCCAGGCCAGGCUUCAGCGCCAUGGCCUGCAAUGGUUGGUCAGAACUGUUUCAACCAACCCUUUGGGAUGGGUCGCGGUAUUCAGCAGCAGCCAUUACCGAAUGAGCUGAAUUUUAAUCUGUUUUCUCAAGGUCUUCAGAUGCACCGGCCACAGUCUCAAAUGCACGGGCCACAGUCUCAGAUGAAUCCACAGUUCCAAAUGCCACCACAGUUCCAAAGCCACCAGCAAUCUCCAAUGAACCCGCAGCACCAAAUGAUGCACCCACCACAGUCUCCAAUGAACCCGCAGUUCCAAAGGCAACCACAAUCUGAUAUGAGACAAAACCCGCAGUCACCAACUAACUCGCAUUCCCCAGUGCAAACACAGUCUCAAGGGUUUAGCAGCGGGCAGUCUUCUGAACGGGGAAGGGGGUUCCGUGGUCGUGGUAGAGGUAGAGGUCGAGGUCGGGGUAGGGGUCGCUUUGGACGUGGUCGAGGUAGGCAACAGUCGGGCUGAAACUGUUUCUUGUGAAGCAUUUUUGAUGUGUGUCAAAAAUAGGCUUUAUGUAGUUUUUGUAUGCCAGUUUUCUGACUCUAAAAAAGAAAAACAAAGCUAUGAUGAUAUUUCUUCUUGCACCAGAUUUUUUUUUUUCUU